Messenger RNA from Theobroma umbraticum, 912 nucleotides. The record is from RefSeq and is a predicted model, not a curated record. NCBI's taxonomy places the organism in Eukaryota, Viridiplantae, Streptophyta, Magnoliopsida, Malvales, Malvaceae.
UUUCGUUUCAGUAUUUGAUCUAUUCUCUCUCAGCAUCCGUUGGAGAGGUGGUAGCAGGGAAGCAAAGGCAAAUUAGGCAGAGGCAGAGAUAAUGGCAAUUAGGUGCCCAAGACGUGGAGAGUGCUGGGAGUGGGCGAGAGUGUAUAUAAACUACUGUAUUUGCAGCGCAAGCGAUGAAGGGUCUUUUGCUUUGGGUUUGAUCAGUGUCAUAACUUGGAGUGUAGCUGAAAUCCCUCAGAUUAUCACGAACUAUAAGGAGAAAUCCAUUGAAGGGCUCUCUCUCGGUUUUUUGAUCACUUGGAUUAUUGGGGAUCUUUUCAAUCUUUUCAGUUGUAUUCUUGAACCGGCUACUCUUCCAACACAAUUCUAUAUGGCAGUUUUGUAUACAAUGACUACGUCAAUUCUUGCGGCACAGACUGUAUACUAUGGUCACAUUUAUCCUCAAUUAAAGUACAAAAGAGUCUGCCACAAGGGCUCCAAAGAGCGCCAACCUGAGGCUGUGGAAAAAGUUGGUAAACAGAGUAACAAUUUUGGUGUGAAAGAAGUUAUUGGUGCUGACAGAUUAAGUUCUCCUAUUCCUCUUCCAGCGAUUAAUGUAAAGAGUUCUCCUGGCAGGGAAUUAUACUACAUCAAGAUCUCUAUCAAGAAGUCAUACUCCCACAGCAGGAUCCUUCCUCGCACAAAGAAUGACUCCUCCUUCUCAUACAACAAAUUCAGUUGAAGAGCCAUUGCUCAGUGCACAUGUUUCUACCCAUUCUGCCUCUCCUCCAAGCACCAAAUCAUUGUUAUGCUUGGUAUCUGUAUUAAUGUUCAUUGCCACGUUUAAUUUCCAGCUUUCAGCAUUUAAUAAACUUCACAUAGAGCAUGAUAUAAUAAAUGAAGGAUUCGUGAUACAAAUCGGAAGAAAGCUGC